This is a messenger RNA of Drosophila yakuba, 4563 nucleotides long. RefSeq lists its product as uncharacterized. Lineage: Eukaryota; Metazoa; Arthropoda; Insecta; Diptera; Drosophilidae. The transcript has 2 exons. The coding region runs from base 19 to 432 and encodes 137 amino acids. The record is from RefSeq and is a predicted model, not a curated record.
AUUUUUCACUCUGAAUGGAUGUACACUAUGAGAGCACACUCCUCUGCAUUUGUUGCGGUGGCAUUUCUUUUGCUGACGGCCAUCACUCAUUCGACGGAGUUUCUUGAUGACUUCGAAGUCCCCGAGGAAAUAACCACACUACAUGCUAAUAAGGAAAUGCUUGGUCCUGUGAACCUGAAGCGCAUCGAGGGGAGAACUCGACAAAGGAGCGCACUUUCGUUUGAGGGAAAAAACAGGACGGGCAAAAUGAUCGAAAACUAUUGCUGCUUCUGGAUAUACCAGGCGCAUCCGCCCAUUCCGCACACCUGGAAACACAUGGCCGAGUAUCCUUUCGACUUUCAGUUCAAUGGAGAGUUUGUGCGGAACCAACGACACAAUGGAGUCGAAGUACCUGCAGAUGAGGAUGGCGACAAGGGCAGCGCAGCCACUUAAUACUAAGCUUAAGAAAGAUAUAUGUUUCACUAAGCAAUCAAACACUUUGCUGAGGUGCUGUCCGUUUAUGAUAUGGGUAAUUAUCUUUGAACCCGCCACACCUUCCUCCAGUUUCGUUGCAGAAUUAUGGUGAUUUGUAUUAACUUAUUUAUAAAGUUUAGUUUUCAUUUCAUUUGCAUUUUCCCUUUACAUAAGUAUUUUUGAUGAUAUUAAUUGUUCAAUGGAACUGUAACGGUUACUUAAAUAAUUACGACCAACUUCAAUUACUAUUAAAAUAUUAUAAGCCAAAAGCCAUAUGCCUGCAAGAAACCCAUCUUCACUCCCUUCAUAACAUCCCUAUCCCUAUCAACUUCACACUUAUACACGAAAACACGUCAAAUAACACUCACGGAGGAGUAGCAAUACUUGUCCACAACUCUAUCCAAUAUGAAUCUCUAACUCUAAGUAACGACUUCGAUGCGGUUGGAGUACUUUUGCACUCCAAACAAAAAAUACGACUUAUAUCAACGUAUAUUGCCCCAGACAAAAAAGUUGAAUUACACAAUUUAGAAAACAUGUUUGGAAACCCUAACGACAACACUAUUAUAACUGGCGACUUCAACAGCUGGCAUCAGAGCUGGGGAUCGCCGAAUAAUAACAAGAAGGGCAACACUAUUUUUAAAUAUGUUAGCCAGUCAAACUUAAUAACAAUUAACGAUGGAUCUCCCACUCACUUCUCAACACACCAUACUAUGACACAUGUAGACCUAACAAUUAUAACUCCAAACCUUUUCACUUUCACUAAAUGGAAAACUGACCACGAUCUCUACGGAAGUGACCAUUUCCCAAUCCACAUUUCCCUCUUUGAAAAUGAGGUAACGGGAACGAACCACAGAUUACCCAAGUUUAAAGUAGACUCUGCGAAUUGGCCCCUCUUUACAUCUCUAACGUUGACAUACCACAUUGAAAAACCAAUUGGCAACCAAGUUAACCAAGAAGCCGCCAACAUCAUUAAGAUUAUUCGGCAAAGUGCCAACAUCGCAAUACCCCAAACAAACCCAAUCUUUAAUAAAAAACACACUGUGCCUUGGUGGAGUAAAACUCUCGACCAAUUAAAAAGAAAUAAAAACAAUUCAUGGUACAAAUUAAGAAGGUGUAUUAACAUCGAAAACAUUAUACAGUUUAAAAAAGCCAAGGCUUUACUGAGAAGAGAAAUAAAGCAAGCAAAACGUAGCUCACUCCAAAACUUCACUGCGGAAAUUAAUCCCAGCUCAUCUCCUUCAAAGAUUUGGGCAAACAUCAACACCUUUUGUGGCAGAAAGAUUAGAAAUGACAUUCACUGCAUAACCUCUCCCACUAUUCCUACCAUAAACAUUAUUGAUAAAAAAACCAUCGCCCAAAUUUUCGCCACCCACUGGUCAGAAUCUUCUUCCGAGUCUAAUUUCAGCGACUCUUUUCAAGCAAAUAAGACACGAUCAAAAGCUAUAAUCCCCACCUACGAAACAUCAUCAGAGUCAUUUUUGAUAGAAAGUAAAAUCUCAUACAUAGAAUUUAGAGCAGCACUAAAUAGCCUUAAAGGGAAGACCCCAGGGCUUGACCGGAUUUCAUAUCCCAUGUUAAAAAACAUCAGUUACCCUGUAUCACUCCGCCUUAUAGACUUAUUUAAUAACAUUCUCGAUAGCCACAUUCCACAGCAUUUUAAGAACAGCACAAUACUACCAAUCCAUAAACCCAACACAGCCAAAAUAUCCAUAAACUCAUAUCGACCGAUUUCUCUAAACCCUUGCAUAUCUAAGGUACUAGAAAAAAUCAUAGCAAACCGACUAUGGUGGCUUGCGGUUAACAGCAAACUUCUCGAUAGUCGACAACUCGGAUUUCGGAAGGGAAUGUCAGUAUCUGAGUGCCUAACUCUGUUAGAUUACCAGACUACAGUAGCCCUAUCCACUAGAAGCCACCUAUCAGUCAUAAGCCUUGACUUUGAAAAAGCCUAUGAUAAAAUUGGAAUACACAGUAUAAUCGACGAAUUGCAUAGAUGGAAAAUCGGCCCAAAAAUACUGAAUUUUAUAAAAAACUUCCUGACCAACCGUAAAAUUAAAGUCCAAGUCAGCAACGAAUUUUCAGACAACCAACCACUCUACAAUGGGAUUCCACAAGGUUCCCCAUUAUCAGUGGUUCUAUUUUUAAUAGCCUUCAACAAACUCUGUCGUACCAUCGAAGUCCAUAGGGGCUUCCAGUUCUUCUCCUACGCAGACGACUUCACUAUUGUAAAGAAAAUAAACAAAAACGUAAAUUCCUUGCAAAUCAAUCCCCUUUUCAAAGACAUAAUAAAAUGGUGCGAGUAUUCUGGAGCGAAACUCUCGAUUCAUAAAUGCCAGCACUUACACAUAUGCAGAAAACACAGAUGCAACUUCAAGAUCAAUUCUCAGGCUUACCCCCUUAUCCAAACUAACUCCCUUAAAAUCCUUGGAUUAAUAAUCUCGAACAAAUACAGGUGGAAAGACCACAUAGAGUCAUUGGCAAUUCAGAUCUCCAAAAGAUUAGAUAUUAUAAAAUGGUUAGGGAACCAACGACUCAACUGCGACUUCAGAUCUCUAGUAAGUACAAUAAAUGCCCUCUUAAUGUCUAAAAUCGACUACUGCCUACCGUUUUACGGGAAUUGCCCAACCUCAUACCUAAAAAAACUGAAAACGCUCUACCACGCUGCCUUAAGGUUCGCUUUUGGUGCCUUCCGCACCACACCUAUUAAUAAUCUUCUCUUUGAAGCUGAAAUUAUGCCAAUAGAGUUAAGACUUAGUCUGACAUCUGCAAGAAUAUGUAAGUCGUUUCAUUUCGCAAACAACACUCCUCUUCAAAGCGUCCUACAAAAAAUUAAAAAAUCUAGACGAAAACCAAGAAUUCCUUCUAUCAUACACAGAGUAUCCAAAUUUAGAUACGAAAAUGGUUUAUUUAUUCCUCCUUUAAAAUCAGGAAAACAAAAAACUCCCCCAUGGUCUUUUUCAAAAGACACAAUAAACUUAACUUUACACUACACCUUAAAAUCCUCCACCCCACCAGAAGUAUUUCAAAGAAAGUUCCUCUCCCUCAAAGAACACUAUAACACCUACACAUUCAUUUACACAGAUGGAUCGAAAUCUACAAAAGGAGUCUCUUACAGCAUUACGACUGACACACACGUUAUCAAAUCCACUCUCCUACCAGCACAUAGCACUAUAUACACGGCAGAAGUGGCAGCCAUUUAUGCUGCCUGCCAAUACGCGGAAAGCCAGAAGCAGAGAUUUAUUGUCUGCUCUGACUCGCUGUCAUCACUACAAUCAAUAGGCAAUAUUAAUAAUCAAACUUUUUAUACGUCCCAAAUCAGGGACAUCCUUAACCGAUGCCAACCAAAAAUAAUAUUAUUGUGGAUCCCAGGCCACACAAAUAUUACUGGGAACGACAUGGCAGAUUUAGCUGCUAGGGAAGCUCAUAUCUUCCCACAAAUAUUCGAAAUCAAUAAAAAUUAUAAAGAUACACAAAUAUAUAUUAAAAACUUAUUUAAAAAAGAAUCCAUAAUUAUAUGGGAAAAUACAUCGGAACACUACAAAUACAUCAACCCCAACAAAACAUCAAUUAAAAACUAUAAUAUUACUCCACAAGACAACAUCAACCGCAAAGAUAUGGUGAAAUUUAUAAGACUAAGGUUCGGACACACCAAAUACACAAAAGAACACUUAUUUAACAAGCAACCUGCACCCCAAUGUGGGCUCUGCAACACCAGUAUCACGAUACGCCACAUUUUUCUAGAGUGUCCUCUUUUUGAGGCGGAAAGAAAGAAGUUCCUACCAGCUAACCCAAUUGAUUCCCUAUCCCCAAGUACCAUGAAUAUCAUCUCUUCCCUGAAAUUCCUAAAGGCUACAAACUUAUAUCACUUAAUGUAAAACAUAGACAAUACUUUUAUUCUCACCAAUAUCUACUCAUAUUACUAUUAAAACUCAAUUUAAUGUAAAUCCAAGUAUGUAAAUAUAGCUUAAGGCCUAGUAGCUAUAGCUUAACAAUCGGUUAGAGGUAAUUUGUAAUUGCCCCGGAACCAGAGUAUAAAUAAAUAAAUAAUUAAAUUGAUUUACCGAGUGUCCAGUUUCAAAACGUGUCAGCAAGUAUAUCGAGUAUAUCCAGCUA